Molecule: messenger RNA, 1428 nt
Organism: Terrapene triunguis (Three-toed box turtle)
Lineage: Eukaryota; Metazoa; Chordata; Testudines; Emydidae
Gene: TFCP2L1
Product: transcription factor CP2 like 1
Exons: 15
Coding region: 1-1428 (475 amino acids)
Biological process (GO): regulation of transcription by RNA polymerase II
Cellular component (GO): nucleus
Molecular function (GO): DNA-binding transcription activator activity, RNA polymerase II-specific; RNA polymerase II cis-regulatory region sequence-specific DNA binding
Source: RefSeq, a predicted model, not a curated record
AUGCUGUUCUGGCACACGCAGCCCGAGCACUACAACCAGCACUCCACCGGCAGCUACCUGCGUGAUGUCCUUGCACUGCCGAUCUUCAAACAGGAGGAGCCCCAGCUGUCUCCUGAGAAUGACACCAAACUGCCUCCGUUUCAGUAUGUUCUCUGCACAGCCACAUCCCCUGCUGUAAAGCUGCAUGAAGAAACCCUUACCUAUCUCAACCAAGGUCAGUCUUAUGAAAUCCGUCUACUUGAGAAUAGGAAAUUGGGAGAGUUUCAAGAUUUAAACACAAAAUAUGUAAAGAGCAUCCUUCGGGUGGUUUUCCAUGAUCGGCGUCUGCAAUACACAGAACACCAGCAGCUGGAGGGCUGGAGAUGGAGCCGGCCUGGGGACCGCAUCCUUGAUAUAGAUAUCCCACUGUCAGUCGGUAUCUUAGAUCCCAGGGCCAGCCCGACCCAGCUAAACACUGUUGAAUUUCUGUGGGAUCCGUCCAAAAGAGCAUCUGCAUUCAUUCAGGUACAUUGUAUCAGCACAGAAUUUACGCCAAGGAAACAUGGUGGAGAGAAAGGGGUGCCCUUCAGGAUACAAAUCGACACAUUUAAACAGAAUGAGAAUGGCGAAUAUACCGAACACUUGCAUUCUGCAAGCUGCCAGAUCAAAGUGUUCAAGCCUAAGGGAGCUGACAGAAAGCAGAAAACUGACCGAGAGAAAAUGGAGAAGAAGACUGCCCAAGAGAAGGAGAAAUACCAGCCCUCCUAUGAUACGACCAUUCUCACAGAGUGUUCUCCAUGGCCAGAUUUGCCUUAUCAAGUGAGCAACGCUCCAUCUCCAAGUUACAACAGUUCUCCAAACAGCUUCAGCCUUGGAGAUGGCAACAGUUCUCCAACCCACCAAGUGGAGCUCCUGCCUCCCAGCAACGAUCACCUCCUUCCCUCUGCUUCUAUUCAAGAUGUCCAGCAGUGGCUUCAUCGUAAUAGGUUUUCUCCAUUCUGUAGACUCUUCUCAAGUUUCUCGGGUGCUGACUUACUGAAGAUGUCCAAAGAAGAUUUUGUUCAGAUCUGUGGGCCUGCUGAUGGAAUUCGGCUCUUUAAUGCAAUCAAAGGAAGAAACGUAAGGCCUAAAAUGACAAUUUAUGUCUGUCAAGAACCAGAGCAGAACAGGUCUCAUCUGCACCAAAAACGAGAGAAUGGAGAUGGUAAUCUGUGUGUAUAUCAUGCAGUCUUCUUGGAAGAGCUGACAACCCUGGAAUUAAUUGAGAAGAUUGCAAACUUGUAUAGCAUUUCCCCACAGCAGAUAAAUCGGAUCUAUCGGCAAGGACCUACAGGGAUCCAUGUAUUAGUGAGCAAUGAGAUGGUGCAAAACUUCCAGGAUGAGUCUUGUUUUGUUAUCAGCACAUUAAAAGCUGAAAGCAACGAUGGCUACCACAUCAUUUUAAAAUGA